Messenger RNA from Harpia harpyja (harpy eagle), 1404 nucleotides. RefSeq names its product nuclear receptor subfamily 1 group D member 1-like. Gene Ontology annotation, molecular function: RNA polymerase II cis-regulatory region sequence-specific DNA binding; nuclear receptor activity. Gene Ontology annotation, biological process: negative regulation of transcription by RNA polymerase II; positive regulation of transcription by RNA polymerase II; cell differentiation. NCBI's taxonomy places the organism in Eukaryota, Metazoa, Chordata, Aves, Accipitriformes, Accipitridae. The record is from RefSeq and is a predicted model, not a curated record.
UGCCCACUAACGCCGAUGUCCCCCGCAGCGGUGCGCUUCGGGCGCAUCCCCAAGCGGGAGAAGCAGCGGAUGCUGGCGGAGAUGCAGAGCGCCAUGAGCGGCAUGGGCAGCGUCCCGCCGGGGAUGCCCGGUCCCGGCGAGGGUCCAGCGCCGGGCGGGGGCCGCGCGCCGCCCCCCUGUCCCCCGCCGCUCGCCCCCCCAGCCUGCUUCUCCCAGUUCCCCCAGCAGCUGACGCCCCCCCGCUCGCCCAGCCCCGGGGGGGCCACCGAGGACGUCAUCGCGCAGGUGGCCAAGGCCCACAAGGAGAUCUUCGUCUACGCGCACGACAAGCUGGGACCCCCCCCGGCCUGCGAGAACGGCCUCCUGCGCUGGGACGCGCCCCCCGCCUGGGCUCCCGGCCCCCCCGAGCCCCGGCUCUGCCCCCCCGCUUACCCCGAGUCCCCGGCGCGGGGCUGCCCCUGGCCCCGUGGCACCAAGGACGUCCUGCCGGCCUGCCCCAUGAACAGCCACCUGCCCGGCCGCAGCGGGCGCUCGGUGCAGGAGAUCUGGGAGGAUUUCUCCCUCAGCUUCACCCCCGCCGUCCGCGAGGUGGUCGAGUUCGCCAAGCACAUUCCCGGCUUCCAGGCCCUCUCCCAGCACGACCAGGUCACCCUGCUCAAAGCCGGCACCUUCGAGGUGCUGAUGGUUCGCUUUGCCUCGCUGUUCGACGUGAAGGAGCAGACGGUGACGUUCAUGAGCCGGACGAAGUACAGCCUGGAGGAGCUGUGGGGCAUGGGCAUGGGCGACCUGCUCAGCUCCAUGUUCGAGUUCAGCGAGAAGCUCAGCGCCCUCGACCUCACCGACGAGGAGCUGGGGCUCUUCACCGCCGUCGUCCUGGUCUCGGCAGACCGCUCCGGCAUGGAGGACACGGCGUCGGUGGAGCAGUUGCAGGAGACGCUGAUCCGCGCCCUGCGCGCCCUCGUGCUGAAGACGCACCCGGCGGAGACGUCGCGGUUCACCAAGCUGCUGCUGAAGCUGCCGGACCUGCGCACCCUCAACAACCUCCACUCCGAAAAGCUGCUCUCCUUCCGCAUCGAUGCCCAGUAGGGCCCCAACGGACCCCAGGGACCCCCCCGCGCACCCACCACCCUUGUACAUAGCACCGCGGCCGGGGGGGGGGGGGGAUGACACACAAGCCCCCCCCAAGGGGCAGCACAAACCCCACGGCACCCACUGGACUCCCGGGGGGGCUGCACUCCCCGGGUGGGUGCUGGGAUGCCAGCACACCCCCCCCCACACUCCAGUUGGGCAUCUGCCCCACGGCUCCACUGGCAGUGCCAGGGGGGUUCCCCCGCCCCAACCCCCCCGCUGCGGCAGCCAGCGGUGGAAAGCAGAGGCCGGAUCCAGCCGAGCUGUGUGGGGUGG